ACUCCAGCAGAUGACGAAUAACUUAACUCUUAUGUACCGUCAAAUGAUAACUAAUGCUCCGUGCCCGUUGUUGUUCUUUGGUAAGCCUUACCCUCUGGGAACUAAUCCCAGUCCAGGGAUGGGAACUAUUGAAAACAUUCCUCAUAAUGCUAUCCACGCCUGGACUGGUACAGUGCGAGGUUCAGUUUUGGAUAAUGGCGGACCGUCAUACGGUGAGAAUAUGGGUAAUUUCUACUCAGCUGGUUUGGACCCAGUUUUCUAUUGCCACCAUGGCAAUGUGGACCGGAUGUGGAAUGAAUGGAAAGCAACAGGAGGGAAAAGAAGGGAUUUGGCGGACAAAGAUUGGUUGAACUCGGAGUUCUUUUUCUACGAUGAAAACCGCAACCCAUGGCGUGUGAAAGUCCGAGACUGUUUGGACCAUAAGAAGAUGGGGUACGAUUACGCCCCAAUGCCCACUCCAUGGCGUAACUUUAAGCCAAUAAGAAAGACUACAACAGGGAAAGUGAAUACAGGUGCACUUCGACCAGCCAGCCAGGUAUUCCCACUCGCGAAGCUGGACAGAGCCAUUUCCUUUUCCAUCAAUAGGCCGGCUACGUCAAGGACUUCACAGGAGAAAAGGGAACAAGAGGAGUUGCUAACAUUCAACAAUGUCAAGUACGAUGAUAGCAAGAACAUAAGGUUUGAUGUGUUCCUCAAUGUGGACAAGACUUUUAAUGCGGAUGAGCUUGACAAGGCAGAGUUUGCAGGGAGCUACACCAACUUGCCACAUGUUCAUGGAAAUACUCAUACUGCGGAUGUUAAUUUCCAGCUGGCCAUCAAUGAACUGUUGGAGGACAAUGGCCUGGAAGAUGAAGACACUAUUGCUGUCACUGUGGUUCCAAAGAAAGGUGGCGAACUGAUCUCUAUUGAAAGUGUGGUGAUCGAGCUUGUGGAUUGUUAAGUCCUGUUUUGGUGGCUAUGGUGCCAAAAUUAAACUGUAGUGUGCACUUUUAUAUGUUCUUAUUUCUGUUAAAUAACAGCUAGAUUGCUGACUGUGUGUUUCUAGUUAUCAGAAUAAAUGUUUGUCU
Messenger RNA from Lycium ferocissimum, 1067 nucleotides. RefSeq names its product catechol oxidase B, chloroplastic-like. The transcript has a single exon. The record is from RefSeq and is a predicted model, not a curated record. Gene Ontology annotation, molecular function: catechol oxidase activity. Lineage: Eukaryota; Viridiplantae; Streptophyta; Magnoliopsida; Solanales; Solanaceae. Bases 11 to 940 code for a protein of 309 amino acids.